Molecule: messenger RNA, 1841 nt
Organism: Condylura cristata (star-nosed mole)
Lineage: Eukaryota; Metazoa; Chordata; Mammalia; Eulipotyphla; Talpidae
Gene: UTP18
Product: UTP18 small subunit (SSU) processome component homolog (yeast)
Exons: 14
Coding region: 44-1690 (548 amino acids)
Biological process (GO): rRNA processing
Cellular component (GO): Pwp2p-containing subcomplex of 90S preribosome; small-subunit processome
Molecular function (GO): protein binding
Source: RefSeq, a predicted model, not a curated record
CGAGGUUCCACGUGAGCGCCUGCGUUUCUUCUCCAACCCUACGAUGCCGCCGGAACGGAGGAGCCGCGUGAAAGCGGGUCGGAGACCCGGAGCGAGGCCGGACCGCAGGACCCGCGCGAAGUCGGGAGGGCCGCCCCGAAAGACGGCUCCUUCAUCCCAGCGGAAACCGCCGGCCCCGCCGAGCGCUCCGCCUGCUGAGAUCGCCAUCGCGGCGGCGGAGGAGGAGAGGCGGCUCCGGCAGCGGAACCGCCUGGCGCUGGAGGAGGACCGGCCGGCCGUGGAGCGCUGCCUGGAGGAGCUGGUGUUCGGCGACGUCGAGGACGACGAGGACGCGCUGCUGCGGCGACUGCGGGGCCCGCGGGUUCAUGUACAGGAAGACUUGGAUGACUCAAAAUUGGAGAAUGAAGCAAAAGAUAAUUUUCCAUCUCAAAAGAAACCAGUUUGGGUGGAUGAGGAAGAUGAAGAUGAGGAAAUGGUUGAAAUGAUGAACAAUCGGUUUCGGAAAAAUAUAAUGAAAAAUACCAGUGAAAAUAAGCUUUCAAAGGACAAACUACAAAAGAGACUUAAAGAAGAAUUCCAGCAUGCCAUGGGGGGAGUGCCUGCCUGGGCAGAGACUACAAAGAGGAAAACAUCUUCAGAUGAUGAAAGUGAAGAUGAUGAAGAUGAUUUGUUGCAGAGGACUGGGAAUUUCAUAUCCAGUUCGACUUCUCUUCCAAAGGGAAUCUUGAAGAUGAAGAACUGCCAGCAUGCUAAUGCAGAACGGCCUACUGCUGCCCAGAUCUCAUCUGUGCAGUUCCAUCCUGGUGCGCAGGUGGUGAUGGUUGCUGGACUAGAUAAUGCUGUUUCACUGUUUCAGGUUGAUGGGAAAACAAAUCCUAAGAUCCAGAGCAUCUUUUUAGAAAAGUUUCCAAUCUUUAAGGCUCGUUUUAGUGCCAAUGGGGAAGAGGUUUUGGCCACUAGUACCCACAGCAAGGUUCUUUAUGUCUAUGACAUGCUGGCUGGAAAGUUAAUUCCUGUGCAUCAGGUGAGAGGUUUGAAGGAGAAGAUAGUGAAGUCAUUUGAAGUUGGCCCAGAUGGGUCCUUCCUGCUCAUAAACGGCGUUGCUGGAUAUUUGCACUUGCUGUCAAUGAAGACUAAAGAAUUGAUUGGCAGCAUGAAAAUUAAUGGGCGGGUGGCAGCCUCCACGUUCUCUUCAGACAGUAAGAAAAUAUAUGCCUCUUCAGGGGAUGGGGAAGUUUAUGUUUGGGAUGUCAAUUCUAGAAAGUGCCUUAAUAGAUUUGUUGAUGAAGGCAGUUUAUAUGGAUUAAGCAUUGCCACAUCUCGGAAUGGACAGUAUGUGGCUUGUGGUUCUAAUUGUGGUGUGGUAAACAUAUACAAUCAGGAAUCUUGUAUCCAAGAAACAAACCCAAAACCCAUAAAAGCUAUAAUGAACUUGGUCACAGGUGUUACUUCUCUAACCUUCAAUCCGACUUCAGAAAUCUUGGCAGUUGCUUCAGCAAAAAUGAAAGAAGCAGUCAGAUUGGUUCACCUUCCAUCCUGUACAGUGUUUUCGAAUUUCCCAGUUGUUAAUAAAAAGCAUAUUUCUCUUGUUCAUACCAUGGAUUUUUCUCCCAGAAGUGGAUAUUUUGCUUUGGGGAAUGAAAAAGGAAAAGCUAUAAUGUACAGAUUGCACCAUUAUUCGGAUUUCUAAGGAGAUUAUUUGAACUCCAGUUGAACUGUAAGAGAAACCUUUCCUGAGAUAUCUUCUCAGGAACUUGCCUGAAAGUAUGAUAGUAUGUGGAUGAUUGAGCCACUUGUACUUAUUUAAGCUAACAGAAAUAUCUUAAUAAAAUACAAAGUUU